Molecule: messenger RNA, 1116 nt
Organism: Williopsis jadinii
Lineage: Eukaryota; Fungi; Ascomycota; Saccharomycetes; Phaffomycetales; Wickerhamomycetaceae
Product: zinc-binding alcohol dehydrogenase family protein
Exons: 1
Coding region: 1-1116 (371 amino acids)
Molecular function (GO): oxidoreductase activity, acting on NAD(P)H
Source: RefSeq, a predicted model, not a curated record
AUGGUCAACCAACGUGCUGCCACGAUCCCCGCCAAUGCUGGUCCUUCCAAUUGGGUUGAGACCACAGAGAUUGCGAUUCCUGAGCCACCAGCCGGCAAGAUCGUCGUGAAGACUGUUGCCUACGCUGCGAACCCAACAGACUGGAAACAUGUCGAGUUCCAGCAAUCACACACGGGCGACAUCGCAGGCUCCGAUGCCUCGGGUAUUGUCUACAAAGUUGGUGAGGGCGUCACAGACUUCCAAGUUGGCGAUGUUGUCUCCACUUUCUCCCACGGCAAUUUUCUCCAUGACAGAGGCUGCUUUGCCGAGUACAUCAUUGGCGAUGUUGAGACCACGAUCAAAUACCCACAUGGUGAUGAAUUCCCUGCUGAGAAGUUGCCAGUGGGCGAGUACAGAUCAGGUGCUAUCGACACCUUUGAAGGAGCCGCAUCUGUUACACUGGGACUGACCACUGUGGUGCUGUCGCUUGUGGGCAAUUUGAACAUUGACCCAGCCGUGGACCAUUCCGAUGAGUACUUGCUCGUCUGGGGAGGUGCCACUGCCACAGGAAUCCUUGCCAUCCAAGUGGCCAAGUUGGGAUUGGGUAUCAAAGUUGUCACGGUGGCUUCCAAGAAGCACACCGAGUACUUGAAAACAUUGGGCGCAGAUGUGGUUGUUGAUUAUCACGAUGAGGAUGCCAUUGCUCAGAUUCGUGCAGCUACUAAGGGUGCCAUCAAGUAUGCCUUGGACACAGUGGCCCAGCCAGAGACGUGGCAAUCAGUGUACGAUGCUACAAGGGACUCUGAGAAGGCAUCACUGGAUAACUUGUUGAUGUUACCACUGUCAUCAAUCAAGCAAGACGACCGUGAUCCAGCUAGCACCACUGUUGCUCCCUCCACAUUGGCAUAUGUGGCCAAUGGUGAAGACGUUGAGCUGUUUGGAGCUGUGAUGAGCCCAGAUGCCUCUAUUCUUUCCCGUUACAACAACUUCUGGAAGUCCAAACUCCCUUCGCUGAUUCCAAACUUGAAACAUGCCCAAUUGAAGGUUUUGGCUCCUGGCUUCAACAGUGCCAAUGAGGCAUUCGACCUGUUGAGAGAUGGUAAGGUCUCUGCUGAGAAAGUUGUCUUUUCUUUGUAA